This is a messenger RNA of Synchiropus splendidus (mandarinfish), 2199 nucleotides long. RefSeq lists its product as uncharacterized. Bases 159 to 1784 code for a protein of 541 amino acids. The record is from RefSeq and is a predicted model, not a curated record. NCBI's taxonomy places the organism in Eukaryota, Metazoa, Chordata, Actinopteri, Syngnathiformes, Callionymidae. The transcript is spliced from 2 exons.
GGUCACUCAGUGGAGAAACCAAAGCGUUUCUGGAUUUAAAUGAAAGGUCGUACUUCUAUGCAGGACUUUUGGUCCUUUGAUGCACAGAAUCAAAGGCCCUGGAGGUCAUAAAGUCUCUCGUCGUGGAUCUCCACUGUCAGCUUUGAGUGACAGAAACCAUGGAGAGAUCAAGUUCCCAGAAGGAGCUCCGCAGAAGGAUCGUGGAGAGCCUCUACGAGCUGGUCCACCACUUCUUCAGCACCAUUAGCGCGGACCAGUGGACCUCCCUGAGAACAGGGAAUCCAGAUUUUAGCACCAAGUUCAAACUGGCCGAACUGCUGAUGAACAUUGUCUCGGUCUUAUCCAAGUCCUUUCUGGUGGCCCUGGAACAUAUGGAGAAGGUUUCCGAGGAACAGGUCCUGGCCACCGUUGAGAGCACAGUCCCUCAGACCUUCUCUCAGAUCUUGAAUGUGGAGGAGGAGGAGACGACCAGCGACAGCACCAGGAACCUGGUGAGCCUUGUUGGCCAAGAGGUGACUGAGAAUGUCCGCUCUGGUCUCUCAGUCCUCCCCAGGGGACCGAGUCAAAACAAGGAGGCCUCUGGGCGGCUCAAUGAGAUGAUCCGCCACACUUGCCAGAUGAUUAAAGACUUCAUGUCCAAGGUGAUGUGCGACACCCCUCCUCGAAGAAGGGCUGGGUCUGGCAAGAUGAAGAUGGGAGCUUCCUCUUGGGAGCUCCGGGUCCCAACCUCGAGGGAAAUCCCUGCCCCGAGUCCAGGCGACUUCCUGAGCUACGUGGCAGACACGGUGAGGGUGGUCAUGCUCAGGGAGGUGCACCAAGUAACAGAUCCGCUACUAGGGGACUUGGACGGCAAUACGGAACCUCCGCUCCUGGACUCAGAGUUUGGGAUGGUGGCCAAAGAUGUGGCCCAGGUCCUUAUCAAGAACCGGCAGGUGGCCGACUCUGUGUGUCCAUGUAAAAGUUUCCUCCUCAAACAGAAGAUACAUAAGUACAUCAAGAAUCAUAUCCGGACAUUUCUGGGCAAAUACGUCCUGAAGGCUCUGUUGCGGCGCUGUCUGGCCCAGAUCCAGGUGGACUUGGGUCAGGAGCUGUCCCAAGAAAGCAGUCGCGUCUUCUUGGCCCACUUGGAGUCCCUGAUGGUCCCAGAAGGAGACAGAGGCCAAAACGAGGCAAAGGUCUACAAGCGGAUCCGGGCGCUCACCAGCCUCCGAAAUGCAAAAAUCCUGAGUGACUUGAUGCAAACACACCUUCAGAUUGAAGUUGGCUCGACUGAGAGGACUGUGACUGAGGAUCCCCGCAAGGUCCUGUAUGUCAGACUCGCCAAGAGAGUCAACGACAUUCUGGUCUUUGCGACAUGGUGGAUCUCCACCCAAGCCAGUGGUCACAGCGAGAGGAUGGCCAGACUCCUCCUGGACUCACCGACCCUCGGUGUGCCACCGGCACGUGACAGCGAAGACCCCACAGACUUUACCAGGGUCUGUCUGGAAACUCUGGUGGAGAAGCUCGUGUCCCAGAUCCAUAUCAAGACCGAGAUCAACCGGUCACUGAGGAAGCCGGAGAUCACGGUCAAGAGGCUCUUUGACAAGACCUGGGCCGAGGUGGAGAACCUGCAGAUGAAAAUCAGCCCCGACAAGUUUGAAAAGAUCGUGAAGACCAUUUUCAAAGGCUUGUGCAAGAGGUGGGGAUCAGCAGACCGUGUCAUGGUUCUGAUCAAACUCCAGGAUCAAGAGCUUGAGGACUUCAUCGUGUCUUCUUUUAGAAGGAAGCUGCUGAAAGCUAAAUGAGUGAACCUGGAUAUGGUGCGACCCCCUCAGCAGACUCUAUAUUAGAGGCUCUUGAGGAGGGGGAUCUUGAGGGUCUUCUGGCUCAUCUUUCGCACUCUCAGUCAGGUCAUGUGACCCUGCCAGAGACUCUGAGCAACUUCAUUGGUUUAUUAACACCUUCAAGAAAAUCUCCACCGACAAAGAUACAAUCACAAACUUGAACUGGCAGGUCGGGAGCAGAAGACAAAAGGAACAUUAAGGCACAUAGAACCUUGUGGAACCACUUGUGCUCCACCAACUGCUGCAUUCAGGCAUCGGAAUGUUGAGACCCUUUGUGAUUGGAGUGAGAAGUCAUGGGGUGGAACAUAGGAAUGAAAACUUGGUUGCUCUAAACAAGUCUGUCAAGACGAAAAUUAAAAAGUGUAAUCUUCGUAAA